This is a messenger RNA of Ostreococcus tauri, 1482 nucleotides long. RefSeq names its product Major facilitator superfamily domain, general substrate transporter. The transcript has a single exon. NCBI's taxonomy places the organism in Eukaryota, Viridiplantae, Chlorophyta, Mamiellophyceae, Mamiellales, Bathycoccaceae. Gene Ontology annotation, cellular component: membrane. The record is from RefSeq and is a predicted model, not a curated record. Gene Ontology annotation, biological process: carbohydrate transport; transmembrane transport. The coding region runs from base 1 to 1482 and encodes 493 amino acids. Gene Ontology annotation, molecular function: carbohydrate:proton symporter activity.
AUGAACGCGAUCGGCACGGCGCGGAUGGAUGGAGAAACGACGCGGCGCGAGGGAAGAAUGGAACGCGUGGGGGCGAGACGCUUCGCGGGAUUCGGUGGGGUGUCGUUUGGAUACGACGUCGCGGUCGUGGGCGGGGCCCUGGGGGCGCUUGCGAAGGAUUUGAAUAUGAAUUCGGGGGAGCGCGGCGCGGCGGUGGGCGCGGCGAAAUUCGGCGCGGCGAUGGGGGCGUUCGGUGGUGCGGCGGCGAUGCGAUGCUUUGGACGGACGAGAGCGGCGGUGAUGAUUGUUGGGACGUGCUCGACGGUGGGCGCGAUCGCGUGCUGGGCGUUUGUGGAGGCGAGCCGUAGCGUCGCGGGCUUCGCGCUCGGGAGGAUCGUUCUGGGCGUUCCCGUCGGCGCGUUAGCGGUGAUCGUCCCCGCGUACACGGGUGAGAGCGUCGACGCGUCGUCGCGAGGAGCGGUGGGAGCUAGUUAUGAGCUCUCGGUGUGCGCGGGGAUGAUUUUGGCGAACGCGUUGACGUGGUUUAAGCCGUCGAAAUCGCUCGGUUUGGUGCUCGUUUCGCCCAUCGUGUUAGGAUUCUGGUCAUCCAUCGCUUUUGCGACGUGUCCAGAGAGCGCGCGAUGGUUACUCGGUAGGGGCGACGUUGAGGGCGCCAGAGAUGCGCUUCGCGCGAGCGGACGAGACGAAAACGCGGUGGACGCGGAGAUGGAGACCCUUCAAGCCGAGGUCAACGAUAUCGACGACGCAGGAUUCAGGAAAUCUCUCGUCGAUUCCGUCGUCGGGGGGAUGCGAGAAGCGAUGGAGGGAGAGGAAUACAGAGCUGUCAGAAUAGCCUUGGCGCUCGCGCUGUUCAAUCAGUUGAACGCGUCGACGUCCAUAAUCAACUACUCUCCUCGGGUGUUGCGGAACAUCGUACAGGCGAAGGGCGGGACGACGAGUCCGAGCGGUGAAUUCGACGCAUUUAACCUUUACACCGGGUUGAUCGUUCUGUGUAAGACCGCGGGCGUCGCGGCAUCGAUCCUCUACGUCGAUAAGUUUGGUCGUCGGCCGCUUUUGAUCUUAGGAAGCGUCGCGGCGGGCUCAGGUUUAACGUUCGCGUGCUUUGGAUACGCGGUGAACAGUUUCGCCGUCACUCUCGUUGGGAUGUGUGCGUUCAUCUUGGCUUAUUCGGUGUCUUUUGCGUCCGUGUUUUGGGUUCUCGUGAGUGAAUUUUUCUCGAUGAGGACGAAGAGCGCCUGCACGGCGCUCGUCACGGCUACCCUCUUCGUCUCGGGCGCGCUCAGCGAUCUUAUAUUUCCAGUACUACUCGCGUCCACCGGGGCGUUCACUUUCGCGGUGUACGCGAUCAUGUGUUUCGCCUCCGCGCUCUUCGUCCACGUAUACGUUCCCGAAACGGCGAGGUUGUCCCUUCGGGAGGUGCAGGCGCUUCUCGGACGCAAGCCGUCCGAGUACGCGCGCGUGGAGUUGGGACAAAUGUACUAA